This is a messenger RNA of Orbicella faveolata, 2600 nucleotides long. RefSeq lists its product as uncharacterized. The record is from RefSeq and is a predicted model, not a curated record. Lineage: Eukaryota; Metazoa; Cnidaria; Anthozoa; Scleractinia; Merulinidae.
GGUAAAUGUAACCACGUUGGAGGAGGGUUGUUUGCGAUUGAAGAUUUUACGAGGAGGGGAUUACAAAAACAUACUGAGCCUUUAUGGAACGCCAGAACGGUCUUAUGAUACUUUUUUUUAUUAUAUUGGGUGGUUAUGUCAUUAUAUUUGGUACCUAUGUUAUUAUAUUCGGUGAUUGACUCAUUAUACUCGGUGCCUAUUCCAUUAUACUCGGUGCUUAUGUCUUUAUAUGCGGUGCUGUCUUCAUUAUAUUCGGUGCUUAUUCCAUUAUAUUCGGUGCUUCCCUCGUUAUAUUCGGUGCUUUCUUCGUUAUAUUAGGUGCUUUUUUCAUUAUAUUCGGUGCUGUUUCAUUAUAUUCGGUGCUUUGUUCAUUAUAUUCGGUUCUAACUUUGUUUGGUGUUUUCUUCAUUAUUACGGGUCCUAACACUAUUAUAUUCGGUUCUCUCUUCCUUAUAUUCGGUACUUCCUUUUUUCGGUGCUUACUUCAUUAUAUUCGGUGCUUACUUCAUUAUAUUCGGUGCUUGCUUCAUUUCAUUCGGUGCUUUCUUCGAUACGAUCGUCACCAGUCUUCACAAAGGGCCGUACAAUUUGGAGGUAGUCUGUGGAAAGCCGGGAAAACCCAGAAUGCAAUUCUACCCUUCGCGCCAUUUUCCUCGCAAAAUGGAGGACAUUUUGAAAGAACUCCAUCUUCAGGGGUUAGGAGCUAGGUUGAGAAGAGAAAGAAUAGUUCCUUCGACAAUUUUGGCGAUGACCGACGAGCAAAUUGAACGACUGGGUGUUUCAGCGAUUGGAGAUCGUGUUCGAUUGCGACUGCUUUGCAGAGACUUUGAAGAAGGCAGCGCUGGGACCUCCGCUGGCGGUGGAAGUGUUCCUGGCGGAAGACCUUCAGCUGAUGCAAUCCGCGAGGAGCGAGAGAGGCUUUUUAAUCCUAGAGGCUCCAGGACGCAAUCCAAAAACAAGAAAAAGCAAUCUGCACGCACUUGGACUGUUCAGUUUGUCUGUUUGGCUGACAGGUAUCAGUGCAAAAUCCCUUCAGCCACCGAGAAGCAAACAUUGCACAGGGCCGGCCUGGGAGUAAAGAAGAUCAAACUUCAUUUAGAUGACGAUGAAACUUCCGUACAUGGAAAGCUUAUUUCUGGGGAGAAAGAUGAUGCGGGUGAUAUGAAGGGGUUUCCCCAGUUACGGGAAGCAGGUGGAUUUGAAAUGCUUCACUGUCUUCCAAAUUGCCGGGACUUAACCCCCCUCAAGUGUUCUUGGGCCGCCAGAGAAUUGAGAUGCAACCUAGGAGGCCAGUCAAAGAUCUAUCUCAGACCAAUUCAAAGAAAUCUGUCCACCAAAUCUCUUCUUCCAGAAAAUUCUUGUGCAGUAAAGGAAAAAUGCAUGAGCUGCAAAAAGGAAUUCCCAAUGAGUGAACUUCGCGCACAUUCUUUUCAUAUGUGCACUGCUGGUUUUCAUAGUGAUUCUCAUUCAGAUUCAGAAGGGGAGAAAAUCAAGGAAAGCCACACUCUGGAUAGUAAAGUUGAUGCUAUCCUUGUUGAUGAUUCUUUACAACUGGAAAGUAGUCAAGCUGAAGAGGAGCAGGAUUCUCCUGCAGUUUCCAGUCAACCCAUUGCUACAGAUGAUCAGGAUCCUGUUGACACUGUCAUUAGCUAUUGUGAGGCAAACAACAUUCAAAAUCCAGUGGAGAUUCUCCGUUGCAUGCAGAAACACAUUGUUACUGGUAGGGCCUUGGAACUUGAAUCACAUAGCGAAACCUUGGAGGGGAAAACAAAUUACAUCAAUGUGGAUAGAAUGAACCUACUUGAAACCACAAUUGAAGAAGUAGGAGCACUUGAAGACCUUCGCUUAACUUAAGAGGUUUCAUUCUAUGGUGAGGUAGCCCGUGAUUAUGGAGGGCCACGAAGGGAAUUCUUUCGUCUGAUACUUGCCGAGAUAAAAGAGAAAUACUUUGACAAAGGCAUUCGUGAACUGCUCGCAGAUGAUUACUAUCCAGUUGGUGUGAUUAUGGGUUUAAGCAUUGUCCAGAAUGGCAAGGUACCCCAGUUUUUUUCUGAAGAUCAAUUGGAUGAGAUAUUCCAGAGCAAAUCAUCAUCACCAGCGAUUGCUAACCUACAAAAGGGGUUGGCCAAACUAGGAAUCUAUCAGGUCUGCAGGCAGUUUCCCAUAUUUUGCCACAUUUUCAGAAAUAGCACAGCAACCACCCUAACCAUAAAAAAAUUAACAAAUCUUUUGAAGCCAAUGUUCUCUGAAGAGGGAGCAAACCGGAGACGUUAUGAGGGAGUGGUUUAUAGUGCAUUUUGUAGGUACCUACGAGAAGUAACAAGUGGAAGACGAAAAGGAGUAACUCUAGCUCAUGUAUUGUGGUUCACCACAUGGUCAGAUGAAGAACCUCUCUUGGGAUUUAAACUGCAUCUCACAUUAUUAUUUACCGAAGUUGAUAAUUCAUUCUUACCACUGGCAAACACAUGCAUAAAUGCCAUCACUUUGCCAACCCCAUCACUUAAUGUGUCUCUUCCAUCUGACGAGAAGCUAUUUGAUUUAUAUGACUGUGCCUUUUUGACUGGCUACUUCGGUAACCUUUAAAAUUAUUAUUGCCACUA